Molecule: messenger RNA, 4452 nt
Organism: Anoplopoma fimbria (sablefish)
Lineage: Eukaryota; Metazoa; Chordata; Actinopteri; Perciformes; Anoplopomatidae
Gene: tfr1b
Product: transferrin receptor 1b
Exons: 19
Coding region: 75-2351 (758 amino acids)
Biological process (GO): intracellular iron ion homeostasis; iron ion transport
Cellular component (GO): external side of plasma membrane
Source: RefSeq, a predicted model, not a curated record
GCCUACUCACGUAGACAUGCGGUAGCGCCUCACUAACCCGGAAACGUGGGUCAUCUGAGCGGCAGUAAGCAACAAUGGAUCGAGUGAGGUCAGCGUUUAACCGCAUGGUUAAAAGUGAGCGCUACAGCAGGUUCACUCUGCAGCCGGCCGAAGAUGGAGAGCGACACAUUGAGGUCAAACUGUCUGAAGACGCCACUGAGGUGGAGGACCCGUCAGGGGGAUCCCCGAGCUUCAGACCGGCACCCCAACGUCACAGCAGAACUACUAUCUGCUACCUGGCCCUCGGGAUGCUGCUGAUAUUUGUCAUUGGCUACGUGCUUGGUUACAUCAACCACCGUGAAACUCAGGUGGACCAAGUGAACUGUCAUGGAGAGCCGGAAACGGACGGUCAUCAGGUAGUCACGCCAGCUGUUGUGGCAGCAGUUGUACAAGUUCAAGACACUCCGAUGAACUGGCAGGACGUCACCCAACUCCUCUCGCAGAAACUCACCAGCCAGGCCUUGGGCAAAACUCUGAGUGAAUUUGAUUUGCCCAGUCGUUCUGCAGGAAGUGCUGAAGACAACCAGCUGGCAAACCGCAUCUUUGAGGAAUUCAAGCAAGUGGAGAUGGAUCCCUGGACCGACGUCCACUAUGUUCAGCUGCAGACACCAGACAGCGAGCAUCCAAACCGUGUCCUUUUUGGUUCAGACGUCUUCAAGCCUACAGGGUAUCUGGCCUACAGUGCUACUGGGAAAGUUCAGGGCAAGCUGGUGUACGGAAACUACGGUCGUCAGGAGGAUCUGGAUGUUCUUAAGAACAAGAACAUCAAACUGAGAGGCAGUGUGUUGCUGCUCCGAGCCGGAAAGAUCAGUUUUGCAGAGCAGGUGGAUAAUGCUGCUACGAAGGGAGCCUCUGCUGUUCUAAUCUACCCGGACACUCAAGAUUAUGUAGCGGACACGGCACUCUACGGACAUGUCCAUCUGGGUUCAGGCGACCCCUACACCCCUGGAUUCCCCUCCUUCAACCACACACAGUUCCCCCCAACGCAGUCGUCCGGUCUCCCCAAAAUCCCAGCCCAGACCAUCACCGCCAACAUGGCUUCAUCUCUUCUACAGAAUAUCGGCGGUCCUGAAUCCGAUGCAAGCAGCGGUUUUAAAGGCGGCCUGACGUCGGUGGUUUACAGACUGGGAGGCAGCGAGAACGUCACUGUAGAGGUGAACAACGUUCUGGUCAACAAGGAGAUCCACAACGUGUUCGGAGUCAUCAAAGGAUUCACUGAUCCUGAUCGCUACGUCGUACUGGGAGCUCAGAGAGACUCCUGGGGGAAAGGUUACGCCAAAGCCACUGUUGGCACCUCCAUAUUGAUGGAGCUGGCCAAGGCUGUUAAGGAGAUGGUGGAAAAAGAUGGGUUCAGACCGAAGAGGAGCCUGGUGUUUGCAAGCUGGGGCGCUGGAGAGUACGGAAGUAUUGGAGCGACUGAGUGGUUGGAGGGUUAUAUGUCCUCUAUUGACAAACGUGUUGUUACCUACAUAAGCCUGGAUGGAGUACUCAUGGGUCGUGGGAGCUUUAUUGCGUCAGCAAGUCCGCUGCUCUACAGCCUCCUGCAGAACACGAUGAAAGAGGUGAAGAGCCCGCUUGGUUCUGGCUCUGUGCUCGAUAUGGUUGGAGCAAGUAACUGGGAGGCCAAAAUACUGAGGCCAAUGUCAAUGGACGACCCCGCCUAUCCUUUCCUGGCCUUCUCUGGAAUUCCCUCCAUCUCUUUCCACUUCAUCUCUCCUAACGUUGAGGCCUACACUUACUAUAACACCAACCUGGACAACAUGGAUCACCUGGAUUACCAAACCAGCCGUCAAACCAGUGAAAUGGCGGCGGUGGCGGCACAGUUCGCCGGUCACAUGGCUCUUCGGCUCGUCCACGACCACCUGCUCCGCCUGGACGUGAGCCGAUACAGCAGCGUCCUCACCAGCGCUGUGUACCGACUCUUCAAACGCGUCAACCAGCUCUCACAGUCUGGGCAGCUGAAGGAAGUGGAUCCCAGCUGGAUGAACCAAGCACGCGGCUCCUUCCAACGCGCCGCCAGCAGCAUCAACAACGACAUCCUCAACACCGACCUAAGUGACAAGGAGGCCUGUCGGAUCCUCAACGACAGGAUCAUGAGCGUGGAGCACAACCUCCUCUCUCCGUACGUUUCCCCCGUCGAGACUCCCUUCCGUCACCUCCUGCUGGGUCGGGGCCCCCACACUCUGGCAUCCAUCUCCGAGACCACCGACAUGGAGCAGCUCCGCACACAGCUGGCUCUGGCCACCUGGAACCUGCAGGGAUGUGCCAACGCCAUGGUGGGAAACAUCUGGGACAUCGAUGACGAGAUCUAAAGACAAGCUGGGGAGUUGUGAGAGUGGGUGUCAUCUGUGUGUGUAUGUGUGUGUGUUGUUGACAUGAAAUAUGAGGUACAGAAGAGGGAGGAGCUCCAAAUAUCAGCACUUAAGCACAAGCUGUCAAUCAGAGGUGAAAGCCCUGCCCUUUAAAAAAACAGGCUGAAUCCCAGAAAGAUCCAGGAGGAGAUAAAAGAAAGUAUCAAAUACACUGUUAACUCUGAAAAAUACUCUGAAAAGUACUUGAAGGAAAAAAAUGAUGCUACUGACAAAUCUGCCUCCUCUCCUCCUGGCUCCACAUCGAAACAACAUGGCCAUAAAACACUGGGAAACCUUAUUUAUACUUAAGUUUUAUUUAUCAGUGGCAGUGACCACUAUAAUGUUAUUGUUUGUCUUUUUAUACAACGUUAUCGGGAGCAGUGCCUUCCAUAAUUAUGACGGUUAUACUGUCUAAUCCUCCGGCAGCAUCUGCUAAAGAAAUGACUCCUCAACUGUUGCUGACUAAAUGGAGCCCCUGAUGAAAGUUAUAUAUUUAUGACCUUUUAUUUUCUUCCUUUUGGUGUGGGGAUUUUUCUGAAAUUACUUCACAAGAAAGUGCUUGAAACUGUCAUCAAAAUCUAGAUUUAAAACACACUGAAAGGGAGAAAUUAAGGGUAAAAGAGUUUUUUUUCCCUGAUAAAAUGUUAGGAGUAAGGAUUUAAAUGUGUCCGUCAAAAACUAGACUAGGAGCAGAGAGAAAUCUGAACCUCUCUGCAUAUUUGGAAAUUCUCCAACAAGCCCAGAAAUGAAUUAAGACUGGAUUUAAUCGGCAUGGAAAUAAAAAAAAUAAAAAAAGAAUGCACAAAAAGACAAAAAAUUAUCAACCCCCCCCUUCUUUUUCUUUUUUUGCACAAUAACUGAGCUGAUUGGUUCAAUGAUUUGCAAGAAAGCCAUUUAUGUUGCACAGAGUACUUUGGGGCAGUUUGUAGUAAGAUAAAGUUAUCGGGAGCAGUGUCUCCCAUAAUUAAAAACACAUUAUCGGGAGCAGUGUCUCCCAUAAUGACAAGCAGUGAUGGUAGUUUUUGCCUACCAGUGUGUGUGUUUUUUUUGUUUUUGUGUGUACGUUUUAAGUGUGUAUUUAUCGAGAGCAGUGUCUCUCAUACUUCACUUGGAAGAGUGGAACAACUUAUCGGGGACAGUGUUUCCCAGAGUUUUAUACUUGACAUUUUCAUUUUUCAUUUUUGAAUUAUGCGUGUGUGCUUCUGAUAUUAUUGUUUUCUUUAUCUUUGCUCACGUUUCUGUAUUAUGCUGUAACUUACAACAGAAUUUGUUAAAUUUCAGUUUUGUUUCGCAUCCAAUCAAGCAACCGAAUACACAAACACGGAUACCAUUACAUUAUCUAACGUAUAAUAUCCAUUAUAGUUUGCAGCAAACGGUCUGUCAAGCUUAUCUCUACAAAAGAUAUCACUCCACAAGGCAUUACUAUUUUUGCACGCGUUUCCUCUUCACUGCAUGUUACUGUAUCACAGUUAUGGUCUGUUUUUUAGGUACAAAACAUUUUUGAAUCCAAGCUGCUGAUUUCUGAUAUUUGUUUGACCAUAUUGUUCCCAUAAAAGUUAUUCAGUAGUUUUCCCAGAAUAUAAGAGUAAUAUAAAACUCUAAAAAAAAAAAAAAAAAAAAACCUGUAAACUUGCACUGAGAGAGUUUUGAACCUGAACACAAUAGUAAGUAAAAAAAAAUAUGUUAAAAGAACACUUUCAGUCUGUCAACCCAAUUUAUUCCAUAUUAUAAACUCCAGUAUAACAUUAAAAUCAACUUUCUUUAUUUGAACAUACACUCCAGACCAAACAAAAUGCCAUUGUUUCAUAUUUUAGAUUAUUACAUGUUUGAAAACAUUGAGUAUUUUCCUUGUGUCGCCUCUGUUGUGGCCUGCUUUCAUUUUCCUACAAGAAGUUACAAGAAUCAAAAUACUCGAUCCUCAGAGGGGGAAACGGCGAGGUUGGGAAAUUGAUUUUCUGCUGACUGUGCAAAAUAACACUGUUUCAAAACCUGUUCUUGAAAUCAUAUUUCUGUGAUCUCCAUGUUCAGUAGAAAAAGUGUAAUAAAACCUUUCCGCUUAGCA